Messenger RNA from Aureobasidium musti, 2676 nucleotides. The record is from the annotation of a GenBank genome assembly. NCBI's taxonomy places the organism in Eukaryota, Fungi, Ascomycota, Dothideomycetes, Dothideales, Saccotheciaceae.
AUCAUCAUGUCUGAACCAUUCUCCGACAAGGAGAAGUAUAACAUGGACAUCGCUCUGCAUCCUUCUCGUUCCGCAAUGCCAUCCCUCGAAGAGUACGAGCCUGUUGGCGCCAAGAUCAAGGAUGAGGUCAAGAACGAGGUCAAUGGACCUCAUUCACCUCUGUUUGAACCACAGGUCUCAGCGAAGCGAACCGUGGAAGACGCCAUGUCCACGGUGGAGUCCAAGAAACCCAAGAUCUUUACCGAAUCUUUCGGUCCGCGUGCAUAUGGAGGAGGCCCUGUUCGUCAGUACAUCCUUGGAAAGCCGUACAACUACUCAAGACACGAAACUGUUCCACAGCUUGAGGUCAACAGCCAGCACCAUCAAGACGCAAUUGAACACUUUCUAUUCAGCUUGAAGGAGGUUGCGCUGCCUGCUCUCUCACCCUACAGAGAUGAGGACAAAUCAGUCAACGACACUGUUGAGUGGUUGGAGAAAAACGCCAACAUUCCCGCGACACCACCAACUCUCUUCGCAUUGACUGGUAACAGCGGUUCGGGAAAAACAACCACACUCAACAAUGUCCUUGGCAUGUCUGGUCUUGCAAAUGCUGACGCUUCAAUGGAGAGUGUUACUCAAAAUCCACAGAUCUUCAACCAUGGAACCCAGGAUGCAAUGUUCUUGGUUGAGGUCUUGUUCAUCAAUGGGCGAACCAUUGAAAACCUGAUCAAGAAAUGCGUCAAAGAUCUUGUUGACUACGUUAGAUCCAUCUCAGGUGAUGACGGCGAGGAAGAGAAUGAUUACAUUCGCGAUUCGGCCGAGGCAAGCAAGCAAGUUUUCGACGAUCUCUUCUCUCAUCAGGACGCACUGAAAAGUCUAGAUGAUGUGGAAGAAUUCUUGGAGGCCAGAGACCUGCUUCAUCAAGACGAUGAGGAAAUUGCGGACGCAACCGUUGACUCUUUACACAAGCAGAUCCGAGACCGUGCUUCCUUAGAAGGUAUCGAUCUGGACCAGAGAAGACUCAGAUUCACUGCUAUCAAUCUUGGAGAACUGCACGCAAAGACCGCCAAAUUCUCGGAGCGCGGUGCUUUUGCACCCCUCGUUAGCAGUAUUCGCACCAAAACUUACUCGCAUCUACUUGCAAUGGGUAUCGAAUUCGCAGACUUGCCUGGAUACACAGACACCAACAUCCACCUACGCAAAACAUCAAUGGCAUAUCUGGUCAAUUGCCCGAAGGUCAUUUUUGUGGCCGACCUUUCAAGAUGUCUAACGACUCCGGAGUUGGAAAAGAGCUUGAGAGAAAUCAUCAGGCUUAAGGGUGCAGAGAAUGUCUGCUUGGUUCUCCGAGGAAAAGAGACUCUGGAAAAGUCAUUGAGCGCUGCGAAACUUCAGCGAGACAAUGGGGACGAUGAGGACAUCGUAUCGCAAGCCAGAGCCAACGUCCAAGCCAUUGACCGCCAGAUCUUGGAGUACAGAAUCGCCGUCCGCGACCGUAUCUACCAGAACAAACACGACGCUAGCAAGAUACGUGUCAUCACAGUCGCCAACAAGUGCCACGAACACUACAUGAAUGGCACCAACAAGGCUAUUCUUUCUUUUGACCAGACCGGCAUCCGAGAGCUUCGGGCAUACAUGUGUGAAACACCCAGCAGAGAGCGUGUUCGAGCUUUUACGCGCCACUCUGCGAACUGCAUCACCAAGAUGCGCCGUAUCUCCAUCUGGGCCGAUGGACCUAAGAUGCCCCCUCGCGAUGCUGCGAUGGCACUCUUUGGGCAGCAUACCCAAUGGGGUGUUGAGGGUGACAGGGUUUCCUUGACCAAAGUCUUGACGCAGUACAAGAAGCUCUUGAACACUCGCUUUUCCAGCACAUGGGCGGAUGCCGCGCAAAAGACAAUGGACGGCUGGGCUACUAAAUAUGCUGCACGUACUCAGGGUGUCUUUAUCCGUCAGGGAGGAAGACACAACCCGAGGAUCAAGGGUUCCAAGAGCAAGAAACCGGAACUUGUCUCCUGGAUUGAAGAUCUCCUGCUCGUCGUCGAAGACGAUGUUCCAAGCCUUCUGAAGUCAACUUGGGAUGCUGUCAACGUGGCCGAAGGCAACAUCUGCGAGAACAUCUCUAGAGUCGUCGACAAGAUCCGCCACGGUCUGGAAAUGCUGGACACCAUCGGAGGCGCCAACCUGGAAGGGGUUUUUGAACUUUUUGAUGAGGAGGGUAAGUCCUGCGCUCGCGAUAUCAAGGAGGGUAUUGUUGAGCUCAAGACAAAUCUGAGAUCGACCGCUUUGAGAUCUGUUACUGACGAGCCUUGUGAUGACGACUCACCUGUGUUUGUCAGAGAGAUGUACAAGAUUUUCAAGACCACUUUCGCGAAGUUCCCUCCUAAAACCAAGAACGUCACCAAAGAGCGCAUGAAGUACAUCGUUGAGCAGGUUCUCAGCGGCAAAGGACCUUACAACAUGAUGAACAACGAGGUCUCUUCUCAGAUGAGCCCAGUCAUCAACACAUGGGCUGAGAAGGCCACUGCGCGUAUUGAGAAGAUGCACGCAGAUCUCCGCGAUGUCCUCUUCAAGUCUUUCGAAGGAAAGAAGAUGUCUGACGCCAGACGUGAGGAGAUCGCACCUGCCAUCAAGGCCGCUAUGGACAAGGUCAGAGCCGUCUUGCAGGCUGAUCUUGAUGGUUACGCUGCUGACAUCCUCUGA